CUCCAUCACAGCAGUACCAAGGAUGUUGCGAACAYACGAUUGUUGUCUUUCAGUCCUUUCUUCUAUGCUGAUACGAGAAUAUCCUUGUCUUCGGUAUCAGUGACUAUUUUGCUGCUGGAUGACGCAUCUUCUUUGAGUUGUUCGGAAAUCGCUUCCUCCAGGAGUUCAACUCCUUCUGGAUCUACGACAGCAGCAACAGUCRCAGUAGCUUCGGCAUAUUCUUCUUCUUCAACUACUUCUAUCUCCUCAUGGUAGGACCCGUUCUUAGCAGUUUCGGGGAUCUGGCCCAAAAGCCUUCUUCCAAUGAAGCCUGCUACACGACCAAUAGUAUUUUUUAACACAAAUCCGACGGCCUUGUCAGCAAACAUUACAACCUGUUGUCGCUUSGAAAAWWUUUUCGCAGGUUUYUUCGCUUCUACGACACGUGUGGUGACAGUUUUAGCUUGGGUGGCAGCCAAUUCUUCGGCUUCAGCCAAUUCGAUGGCCUUAUCCAUCACUUCCAAAUCGUCAUCGGACAUACCUGGUCGUCCCAGUUCUCUCAUGCGUUUCAAUUCUUCGCGCUUCACCAUGCCUUGCGUAACAGCGCCGAUAACCUUGAGUGUUGGGCAGGGACUUGYAAUUUGUUUCAGGGUCGGCCAUUCGGCAYCUGUGAUUUUCGUAGACGUAUCGAAUAAUUUCGCUGCGGUAUCGAUGUUGAGGACCUUUGAGGAUUGGUCAUUUUCGAAAAUGGAAUCCCAUCCGCCCCCGGCUCCUCCGCCUCCACUGAUUUGGCCACCCUUUUCCAGAGCUUCAGCACCGCGUCCUUCACGUGGGCCACCAUUCCAAGACCAGUAGACCCCCGAUUUCGAACACCGUGGAUCGUGGGCUACCUGGAAAAGUCGUUGUCCAGCCUCGUGUUCUCCAACAAAACCACCUGCAGAGUGAUAUAAAUGGGAACGAGAUAUGCCAUCGGCAAAUGAAAAUAUUUGCAGAAAUUAGGAAUUCAAAUUUUUAUCGAAAGUGAGAAACAUAGUUGUCAAAACAUGAAUGAGCAGAACCAACACUUCGUCGGAUUUUAUUUUUCUGCCAACUGAAACUUACCCGUAAUGAAUUUCAUGAAAAUGGGAAAGUAGGUACGGAACCAUUCUCGCUUCUCACGAAAGAGAGGCGAUUCGGCAAUGCAUCCUGGAUACAUUGAGCAGAACGUGACCCCUGUCAGCUUGUUGUACUUGUAGUGCAAGAAAUUUGCCAUYAUCAUCAGGCACAACUUGGAAUCCUUGUAAGCCUUGGCACCGAUAAAUCCGUAUCCGUCUGCCAUAGGAAUGGGRUUCUUGAAUCCUCUUUCGAAGCCCUCUAGUUCGUGUAGGUCGGCAAUAGGGUAUACUCCCCCUCCACCGACCGUGUUGUCGUUUCCGGUAACGCUUCCCACCAUGAUUACUCUGGGAUCAGAGSAGUCCAUCAUGCCCGGGAUUAACUUGGAAAUCAUCAAGAAAUGCGACAAGAAAUUGAUUUGCAUCGUCUGYUCGUGGUUGUCGACACUCCACUUGGCAUAAUCUAGGGUUGGCUGAUAGACUCCUGCGUUGCAGAUCAACCGAUCAAUGGGUUUUUCCAUUCGGAAUUCAUCAAGGCUGUCGCAGAAUUUUCGCACACUKGCAAAUGAAUUUAAUUCGCAUUCCAUAGGAGUGAAAUGGUCCAUGUCAAAGCCAUCUAUUUCGGCGACGGCUUCCAUCUUGUCCAGGUCACGGACGGCACCGACGACGUGGUAUUCUCCCGAUCUCAACAAGGCUAGGGCGGCCUUGCGGCCCAAUCCAGAUGAUGUCCCGGUAAYGACGACAAGUUCUGUAAGAUCGAACAGAAGCAGCAAGGAGUAAGAUYACAAUUGUGUGGAGAAUAGGAAAACAAUCGUACAUGUGUACAUGKGAAUAUGUAUGAGAAACGWGACGUCGAUARGGUGAGGMGAGGAAGCAGUUGAUACAAUAUUGCUUCUUGCAUACAUGCAAUCUACGAAAAUAGCGUUCACAAGAAAGAAACUCACUUCUGUCACCAAAUGUUUGUUCGAUGAGAUCUUCGUUGGGGUUGUAAGUCGGCAUUUUGAAUUUCGACAUCCAUUGGAAGCCUUGCACCGUUGUUGAUGAAAAUACGAUGCACGCGACUGCUAGCAGCAGCGCAUAUGAAAAGGAGAUAGAUGCCAUUGUUUAUUURUGUAUGACUGUCGUCGAGAAAAAUAUAAAAUUGUGAGUUCGACCUGUUGUAGUGCGGAUCGGAGGACAAGAGAUAGACCUUGGUGAUCCGAAGUGUUGAGGAAGUAACUAGRCAAUUGAACGAAUGAACUUCGUUGCUCUCAGUUUGUUCUGUGAUAGAUUUUUGCUUGUAAACGCAAGAUUUUCAAUUUUAUGGAUGUCGCAAUGGCUUUUUCUUAUCCAGAUAGAGCGUCUAAUCACAAUUCACAGUAGAUCAAAAAGACAAAACAUGCGAAGUAGUAAUACUUUUASAAGAAAACAAAGAAACAUGGAGAUCGACGWACACCGUUUGUGUUCGUGUCUUUUUCAUUUUGAUGGAUUUGAUGGAUGGAUUCCACCCGGAACGGAGGAUGAUGAUUGGAUCAACUCCGAAAAGACAUUCAAGAAUCGGGUUCCACCAACUGGAGAGAAAAUUGUGUCUUCCAGCUGGAAUUACAAAAUUGUAUCUUUCCCCGCGCUGACGUAAGUUGUAGCGUUUUUUGAAAUAAUUGUUCCUUUUCCAUCUGUAGAGAAUACAUACAGAAUGCAUUCUUCAUUUUCGUGCAGUCCAGGCCUUAAGUAAMGACAAAAUUUGAUGCAUCAUUAUGUCGUUGAUGGGUGGGUCGUGAAAAUCUUUCGAGGAAGUGAUUUGUAUCCUCUCAUUUUUACUUUAACUCCCGUAGUUCGUACUCGUACUCGUACUCGUAUCACACCACCAGAUAAGGUAUUGUACUGAAUACAGAGAAUUCUGGCCUUCACCUGCUUCUGUUCAAUUGAAGCAAGGUAUGAGUGGGAUCAUCACCCGGAUACUCUUGACAGCUUCGUUUUGACUCUCAACAUAAUUCUUCUUUAUCUUCCAUUUUCCAUCGUCUUCUCUUSUCCAUUUUAAAUUGAAUUCAACASAACAAAAACGUUAUCGAAACCACAAGUCACRCAAUGAGUCGUCGCACUGUUAACAUUUUAUGGAUUGCAAUCGCAUAUUUUGCAUCCUCCACCAUUACAAGCACUUUGGCCUUUGGAUCGAGAGCGACAGCAAGGCGUUUCCCCUCUAUUUCUGCGACAACGACGACUUCCCUACAAGCGUCGACUGCCGCAGGAGGCAGCAAGAAAAAGAACAAGAAAUACGUUCCAAAAUGGGUUAAGAAGGAAACCCUCGCGGAUUCUGCCGGCGACACCGGAUCGCUGGGAUUUGAUGGCGUCGGCCUGAAGGGUACUAUUCCCGUCGUCUUCCGACAGGGCAACGAGACCAGAACCAGCAUGGCCUGGGCCGGCCAACCUAUCCGCGAUGUUGCCUCCCAAGCUGGACAAUACAUCCAAUACGGAUGCGGCAAGGGCGAGUGCGGAACCUGCGAAUGCAUGAUGAACGGAAAAUGGGUUCGCCCGUGCGUCGAGACCGUCCCGGCCAGCGCAGCCGACGCAUCUGCCGGAGAACUUGUGCUACAAAUCAAGGCCAUCAAGGCCAAAAAGACCAGCAGUGGAACCUUUUUCAGCAUCCGAUCCUUUUUCAUGGGAUUUUGGAACAACCUGCUCGGAAUGCUUGGAUUUUUGAAAUUCCGAAGAAAGGCCUCAGAAAACUGGGACGAACGCAAGGCCUACGAAGAUCUUGUGGCGCAAAAGACGUUGGAGAAGAAAUUGUUGCGGCAAAGGCUACAAGAAGCUGAAGGUAGUGACCAGCCAGCGCCAGGAAUGGCGUAGCGAUUAU
This is a messenger RNA of Pseudo-nitzschia multistriata, 3900 nucleotides long. Lineage: Eukaryota; Bacillariophyta; Bacillariophyceae; Bacillariales; Bacillariaceae. The record is from the annotation of a GenBank genome assembly.